GAACGAGCACGGACUUACCAGCCCACUCCCCCCCUACGCCCCCCGAUCGCGGGGCUCGUAUCGUGGCUUUUUUCACGGGUGGCAUGUUCCGGGGACCCCGCGGGCGCUGUUGAACUCCUGCUCUCACCCGAAGAGGAUUCAAUGAAAAUGUCUGUGUGCGUCCAUGAGAACCGGAAAUCAAGAGCCAGCACCGGCUCUAUGAACAUCUACCUGUUCCACAAGUCUUCCUAUGCCGAUAGUGUCCUCAUGCACCUCAACUCACUGCGGCAGCAAAGGCUUUUCACAGACGUCCUGCUUCAUGCCGGCAGCCGCUCCUUCCCCUGCCAUCGUGCAGUGCUGGCUGCCUGCAGCCGCUACUUUGAGGCCAUGUUCAGUGGUGGGCUGAUGGAGAGCCAGGCCAGCGAAGUCAACUUCCAUGACUCCAUCCACCCGGAGGUUUUAGAACUUCUGCUGGAUUAUGCAUACUCAUCACGUGUAGUCAUCAACGAGGAGAACGCAGAGUCACUUCUGGAAGCAGGGGACAUGUUGGAAUUUCAGGACAUCCGAGACGCCUGUGCUGAAUUCCUAGAGAGAAACCUUCAUCCGACUAACUGUCUUGGCAUGUUGUUACUCUCUGAUGCCCACCAGUGUACCAAGCUGUCAGAGCUCUCCUGGGGCAUGUGCCUCAGCAACUUCCCAGCUAUUUGCAAGACAGAGGACUUCCUCCAAUUGCCCAAAGACAUGGUGGUGCAGCUUUUGUCACACGAGGAGCUAGAGACCGAAGAUGAGAGACUUGUUUAUGAAGCUGCUCUUAACUGGAUCAACUAUGAUGUGGAAAAGAGGCACUGCCACCUACCGGAGCUUCUGAGAACGGUCCGCCUCGCCCUGCUGCCGGCCAUCUUUCUGAUGGAGAAUGUCUCCACAGAAGAGUUGAUCAACGCCCAGGCCAAGAGCAGGGAACUGGUGGAUGAAGCUAUCCGCUGUAAGCUGAAAAUCCUGCAGAAUGAUGGUGUCGUAAACAGCCCCUGUGCUCGACCAAGAAAAACCAGCCAUGCUCUCUUUCUUCUCGGAGGGUCGACUUUCAUGUGUGACAAGUUGUACCUGGUAGACCAGAAGGCCAAAGAGAUCAUCCCCAAAGCUGACAUCCCAAGCCCCAGGAAGGAGUUCAGUGCCUGCGCCAUCGGCUGUAAGGUGUACAUCACCGGCGGGAGAGGCUCGGAGAACGGUGUGUCUAAAGAUGUAUGGGUCUACGACACUGUCCAAGAGGAGUGGUCCAAAGCAGCUCCAAUGCUCAUCGCUAGGUUUGGCCAUGGUUCUGCAGAGUUAAAACAUUGCCUCUAUGUAGUAGGGGGCCACACUGCAGCAACGGGCUGCCUCCCGGCUUCUCCGUCCGUGUCACUCAAACAGGUGGAGCAAUUCGACCCAGUGGCGAACAAGUGGACCAUGGUGGCUCCCCUGAGAGAAGGCGUGAGCAAUGCAGCGGUGGUCAGCGUCAAACUCAAGCUGUUUGCCUUCGGAGGAACCAGCGUUACCCACGACAAGCUGCCCAAGGUGCAGUGCUACGAUCCGCAGGAGAAUCGAUGGACAGUGCCCGCAUCUUGCCCUCAACCCUGGCGCUACACAGCUGCCGCCGUGCUGGGAAACCAGAUCUUCGUCAUGGGCGGGGAUACAGAGUUUUCAGCAUGCUCGGCGUAUAAAUUCAGCUGCGACACCUACCAGUGGACUAAAGUGGGCGAUGUGACAGCCAAGCGGAUGAGCUGCCAGGCUGUAGCAUCAGGGAACAAACUCUAUGUGGUGGGUGGGUACUUUGGCACACAACGGUGCAAAACUCUGGACUGCUAUGACCCCACACUGGAUGCUUGGAACAGCAUCACUACUGUGCCGUACUCGCUCAUCCCCACUGCCUUCGUCAGCACCUGGAAACAUCUGCCUGCAUGAGCCCCACACCCUCGACCUGCACCCUUUUCAUAAGAUUUCCCUGUUUUGCAUCAUCUUCUGGACUCCAACUGUGAAGAAGCACACGUUCUCAUCCUCUCAAAGAGACAUUGAGCGGUGAUGUACAGACGGCCACAUUCAUUUUACCGUUGCGAAGAGGCCGAAGCGGAGACGCGUAAAGCCGGACGCUUCGCCAGAAUGAUGUCACCUCCUGUUGCGGGGAAGGAAGAGGAGACGCACAGAGACAGUUAUUCACGCAAACAAACCAAACAAACCGCUGCUUGUAAUUUGAGGAUCACCUUUGUCCACAUCCAGCAUAUCAGGCUUUCAUGCUGCCACAUGAGGACUGCAAGCAUACGACACAAACUGCGUCUUUCCCUUUCAGACAUGGCAGGCUUGUGUGGCUCUGUGUUGAGGUUUUUCUCUAUGAUAAAAAAAAAAAACAGAAAAAAGAAAAUAAACACUCAUAGCAUGAUGAAUGUUCUGUUUAGAUCGAGGGAAGGAGAACGCAGCGAUGGGUGUGCGGAGGAACAGAAAGCAACUAGGUUUGACUGAAUAACGUUGAUUUGUAAAAUGCACAAUGAAGGAGUAAACCUUCCCUUUCUUUCCUCUGAUAAGCUCUUUUAUUUUACCCUUUGUAUGCAUUUCUUUUUUUGUUUGGUUUUCAAAGGCGUGCUUCUAACGGCUCACACACAAAAAACAAACCUCUCAGUGUUCCUCCCAUGAAGGCUCUGGCAGUCCGCUGUCACUGCCAGUUGCGAGGUGUUGACGGCCAACACCAGUUGAGGAGGACGGAGGGGGUCUGUGCGUGGCCAUGGGGGCGGGGAAGGGCGGGAACGGGGACGGGGGGGGUCAAUGUGCCUUGAGGGUCAUGACCGUACAUGUUUGCUGUUUUGCGGCUACACACUAACGCCCGCUGAGUGCCGGUAAACAGACCCACUGUAACAAUUCAGUGUUGUCAUAUUCAGCUGUACACUCAAUGCUGUAAAAGAGCGGCUGCGCUACUUCAGAUUAAAAGCAGUGGCUUGCUUGCUGAGUCAUAGAUAAAGCCUUUUUAGAGCAUGUCCACUCGGUGUGAUUCAGUGCAACUGGCAUGACCUCUUCUCUAUGGUCACCGGAAUCUUGUCACCUUAACCUAAACUGAGAAUAGAAUCGGUUUCUUCUUUUCAAACUUGCUGCAAUGUAGUCUUAAUUUAUAUGACGAUGUUUACUCUGUUAUGUUCAUAUGUUUUAAUCCUAUUUAUUUCCUCUCUGCCUGCAUUCAUAUGUGAAACUAUGUUUGGGUUGUGUCGUGCAUGGCCACGUGUUGUGUCUUUAUUUGACCUCAGUUGGGCUGCAUUUUGCACAGGUCAGUCUUUUGCAGGAUCAACUUGGUCUUUUGAAAGAGGGCAGGGGUGCAACUUGUCAGAGUGCGGACGGAAGAGGAAGAAUGGCUCUGAUUACUGAUGACGUAAAGCAGUUUAUGCUUCAGCUUGGAAAGGAAGAUUCAAUUAGGUUGAAAGACGCAAUCAUUUUUACUUUACAUAGACUCUCUUUAGGCUCUGACCUGGGUCCAAACCUAAUUUCCCCGUUGGGGCUCAAAUUGUACCAAAACAGAAAAGAAGUUAUGAGCCAUAAGGCAGCUGGACCAGCGCGGUGUGUGUGAUCCAGUGACUAUCAGGGACAUCACAGAGUCCUGACAUGGUUAAGAAUGCGAUGGCCUGUGCAGCUGUCCUUCGAGACAUCUGGCGUACUGUCACAUGUGCUAACUUGGCUCUUUGGGGUUUAAAUCCACAGUAUUCUUCACCAUUAAGGGGAGAGAGAGAAUCCAGCAAACUUUGCAUUGAUAAGGGCAGACACCGCAGUGCUUUUCAUCAUAGUGUUAAUGAUGCACACACAAAAGAAAAAGAAAAAUCCCUGCAAGUUCUUCAAGAACAAACAGUGAGAAUGUCCUUAAACACGUGCUUAUCAAAUGCUUGGUAUCUCUCAUGUGGGUUUUUGUCUGUGUGUCCGUCUAUGUGACAUGAAUAUUGACAUUUUACAAUUGGAUAUAAAUGGACUCAUUGAAUUUCAAUGUAAGAGCGUCCUUCCUCAUGGAUUCAUGGAUAAAUUCAGAUCGGUGGCGAUCAUCCGGGGAAACAGCCCUGUAAAUUCCUGCCCCCCCUCUUUCUUAAGCCGCCCAAAAGUCCAUCCUUUUAUCUGCAGGCUCUGGACUUCACAGAUACCCUCGUGGCUCCCUAAUGUUCACCUCCUCCGGCCAUUGAACACAGAUCCUCUGGCCCCCACCAAUCAGAUAAGGGCAUUUCCUUCCCAUAGAGCACAAGUUACCCUGACAACAGCGAGUAAUGAAUGCCCCUUCAAUUCGCUCCUAAUUGCUGAGUGGCGUUUCCCCUUUCCACUCUUGCCCUCCUCUAAUUCUCUGUUAUCUCUGGAAAUCCAGCCGGCUCGGAGUGGGGCACAGCAUCCUCCUUCACAUCGUGAUGUAAAUUCGACAGCGACCCUGUCAGUGUGCAUCGGUUUUGCUUUUUUCUUUUGUCAUGUAAGAGUUUAUUUUCUAUUUUUAUGACAUUAUUUUGUACAUGUGAUUUUUUUCACAAUGUGAAAUUCAUGGCUAAUAAACAUAAGAGUUUUUUCCUCUUGACUGUAAAA
Molecule: messenger RNA, 4542 nt
Organism: Platichthys flesus (European flounder)
Lineage: Eukaryota; Metazoa; Chordata; Actinopteri; Pleuronectiformes; Pleuronectidae
Gene: enc1
Product: ectodermal-neural cortex 1
Exons: 3
Coding region: 142-1917 (591 amino acids)
Molecular function (GO): protein binding
Source: RefSeq, a predicted model, not a curated record